AUGUCUUCUUCAGUCUCUUCGGGCUCUGCUCCGAGAAAGGUUUUCCAAGACACGAAAAUCCUUGAGGGCAUUCUUCUAUAUCUCAACAAUCGUGAUAUCCUCGUCAACGCACACAGAGUAUCAAGAAGAUGGAAAGCAGUUAUCGAGGGAUCUGCUAAGAUCCAGUGCAAUCUAUUUCUUCAGCCAAUUCCGGCGUCAUCCGCUCAUCAAAGUAGAGACAAGAACCUCUUGAUAGCAUCCGUUGUCGAUACCCUCUUCAACACUUUGUUCAGUAAUGGGGUGUUACGCAUUUCAGAUACUGCUUUCAGUAUCUUUUCUGCGUCGACUCUCGCCUUGUCUAUGAGUCCUCACCUGAAGCAACGAUGGCUUGAGCCGAAUGCUUCAUGGAAGAAGAUGCAGAUCGGCCGCCCACCGAUCACGAAGAUUCGCUGGCAAGUGAGAAGAUCCGGGGUGCCAUGCAUCCCCGCGGAGUUACCAUCAGCUGUAGCCCAGUUCGAGUUUCCGGACGGGUUAACGAUGGGAGAUUAUUACAAUCUCCUUCUGGGAACCGAAGGCACCCAUUGUAUCAUCUGGCCUGAAGGAUGGAAGCUGGAGUCCAUGUCGAAGAUUCGGCCUCGUCCAAACUUGGUCCAUGCCUUCCUUACUCAUGAAAAAUGGGUGGCAAACCGCGACGAUGCCUUGUUAGUUAUGCAAACUAUCAACGCCCAAGUUCCAAACACAAGUACUGGAACUCCAGCCAACCCUUUUCUACGUGAGAGUCUCUGGGACCCGAUGGAUAUUUCAGAUUAUCAUCAGAAUCUCAAGGUUUUAGAGACCUUGAAGCUGACCACAAACACGGGUCAUGGCACCAAGUCGUGGGAAUACGUGGAGCCGUUCACGGAUACAGAAUUGGCUAUGGAGUCGUUUCUCGACGAGGCACAGGGUCUAAUUGAGGUCGAGGAUUCGGACGACCCAGACUACACGGGCUAA
Annulohypoxylon truncatum is the source of this 969-nucleotide messenger RNA. RefSeq lists its product as uncharacterized. The coding region runs from base 1 to 969 and encodes 322 amino acids. The record is from RefSeq and is a predicted model, not a curated record. NCBI's taxonomy places the organism in Eukaryota, Fungi, Ascomycota, Sordariomycetes, Xylariales, Hypoxylaceae. The transcript has a single exon.